Phoenix dactylifera (date palm) is the source of this 1804-nucleotide messenger RNA. Its product is annotated as zinc finger protein ZAT9-like. The record is from RefSeq and is a predicted model, not a curated record. Lineage: Eukaryota; Viridiplantae; Streptophyta; Magnoliopsida; Arecales; Arecaceae. Gene Ontology annotation, biological process: regulation of DNA-templated transcription.
CCGUCACUUCUAUUAUUUUUUUCAAAAAUUUUGAGACAAAUUGAUAUUUAUAACAUGCAUACAAAUAGAAAAUCCAAAGUAAAGAAGAAAAUAUGCCCAACUCCAGGAGUGGAAGGUGAGGAUAUACUUGAAAUGUUGUCGUAUCACUCCCUCUAAACUUUGGUAACUACAAUGACAACCUUCGCCAUCCAAAUUCUUCCUGUCUUUAAUAAUGCAUAUCAGCCUGUAUCUAUUACUUUAAUACCUUUACUAAUUAGCCUUUUCUAAUUAACUUCCAAUAUCUCUGCCCUGCCCCUGAGCAAACCCCCCAAAACAACACUCCCCAGUCCCCAAUGCUCCAUCCCCAGCUCUUUUCUAUAUCUCUUCUAAGACAGCAGAAGGCAGCUACAGACACAAGCAAAUAAGAAAAUGGGGAGAGAAGAAUAAAGUCUCCAACAUCUCCAUUGCCAAAAAAAAGGCUGGAAAAAAAAACUCCCCGAUGUUUAUCCAUGGGAAGCCAUAGAUGCAAGCUUUGCUUCCGGCGCUUCUCCAGUGGUCGCGCACUGGGGGGUCACAUGCGCUCACACGUGACUCCCCGCCUUACCGGAGCUCCGCCCCUCCCCCCCUCCCCCUCCGCCUCAUCAUCCUCCUCCUCCGCCGCAGACGCGGCGGCGGAAGGCCUCGGCUACGGCCUCCGGGAGAACCCCCGAAAAAGCUUCCGACUUGUCGACCCGGAAUUCUCCUCCUCCUUUGCCGCCGCUGACGGCGGCUGUGGCGGCGGCGGCGUCUCCUCCGUCGUCCAGGACCGCGAGAGCGAGACCGAGUCCUCCCUCCCCCCGGCGCUCCGCCGCCUAUCCAAGCGCCCCCUGGAGACCGCGGCGGCGGCGGCGGCGGAGGCUGAACCCCUCAGUUCCAUCUCCGACGUCUCCUCCGAGGAGGACGUCGCUCGGUGCCUGAUGCUCCUCUCCCGCGACUCCUGGGCCAGAUCGAUAGCAGGGGAGGAAGCAGAGGACCAGCAGUCCGGCGGUUGGGACGAGGCCAGGGAGGAGGACGAGGAUUACGACGACGAGGACGGCGGAGACGGGGACGACGGGAUCCGUGGCUCCGCCCGGUCCCGGCGGAGUGGGCGGCGGAGCGGGUACCAGUGCCGCACGUGCAAGAGGUUCUUCCGAUCGUACCAGGCCCUCGGGGGCCACCGAGCGAGCCACAAGAAGGUGGCCGGCGGCGGGUGCGUCCCGGCUGCCGGCGGCCAGAUCGGCGGAAAAGCCUUCUCCGAGGCCAAUGCUGAUAGGAAUUCGAGCCUCCACCGCUGUCCCACCUGCUCCCGGGUCUUCAGCUCCGCCCAGGCUCUCGGCGGCCACAAGCGAUCCCACCUCGCCUCCUCCUCCUCCGCCACCGCCGCCCGUUCCCCUCCUCUCCCUCCACCUCCUCUUUCUGCCAACAGCAGCAGCACCAACCUCAGCGGCAAGGGCUUCAUUGAUCUCAACCAACCAGCUCCAUUGGAGGAGGAAGUCGAGCUCUCCGCUCUCUCCGACGCCACGGUGCUGCAAUCCAAGUGACUUGGGAAGCAAUCUGAGGUGAAGUUCGUCGAAACAAAGCCGAAAUCCACCGAAAAAUCUCAUCUUUACAACUGAAUCCUGCGCAAAGGAAUCCAAUUCGAAUUCACCUCAUAUCAAGUUCAAAUUUUUAUCUCGUUUUUUCCGAAUUUGAUCUGGUCCUUCAGUUACAAGUUGCUCACUGCGACACUGAACAGUAGAAGGAAGCAUAGAUCAUCAAAAUCAUCAGAAAAAGAACUCUCUUUAAAUUUGAAUUGACUAUUGUUACA